UUCGUUGAGUACUUGAUUCGAGGUUCUUUGUCUUGGACAAUGAUACAUAAAGGCCAACACAUGAGCACAACGUGAACCAAACCAAAAGUUAUCCAAAUACAAAGAGAAAGAUGGAGAGUUCAAUGAGACUUGGAUACUUGAUGACUGUAUUUGCUAUGUCAGGAAGCAUCGUCCUUUUGUUUUAUCAAGUCAAUAAGCAUUUGUGCAACAACUUCGUGAAGAAAUUUGAGUUUGAAAUUCGAGGCUCAAUGAAACACCAAACAAAAAAGAAGGUGCAAUUUGCAAAAGAUGUGAUGGAAAUUCCAAUGGAGGAGAAAAGUGAUCGUAUAAAUGUAGCAAGGACUCAGCAGGUCAUUGAUAAGGUUUUGUUUAUAGAUGAUGUUAUGAAAUCAAAACAUGAACAGAAAUUGAAAGAUGCCAUGCCUCCUAAUAGGGCAAUUCUAUAUAGAGGGAUUAUGAAUGAUAGGAAAGGGAGACUUGGUUUUUAAUUAGCAGGUUGUGGAUCCACAAAUGAACAUUAUAUAUGUAGGGAUCCAUGUACUAUUUAAUGUUUUGAAAUAAUCUCAUAAAUAAGAUGUUCAUUGAGAGAGAUAUUGAUUGUAUUAAGCAAAUUACUUUUUUUUCUAUUUCUUUUUUCCUUUUUAUAGA
Glycine soja is the source of this 648-nucleotide messenger RNA. RefSeq lists its product as uncharacterized. Bases 111 to 488 code for a protein of 125 amino acids. The record is from RefSeq and is a predicted model, not a curated record. The transcript has 2 exons. Lineage: Eukaryota; Viridiplantae; Streptophyta; Magnoliopsida; Fabales; Fabaceae.